Molecule: messenger RNA, 4645 nt
Organism: Lytechinus pictus (painted urchin)
Lineage: Eukaryota; Metazoa; Echinodermata; Echinoidea; Temnopleuroida; Toxopneustidae
Product: 2-Hydroxyacid oxidase 2-like
Exons: 8
Coding region: 64-1185 (373 amino acids)
Molecular function (GO): oxidoreductase activity; FMN binding
Source: RefSeq, a predicted model, not a curated record
AUCAUCGGAGGAAUCUGCAGGGUGCGUUCUGUGCAUGAACCCGAAGCUGAGGAUAACAUAACCAUGUCAACUUCUAAUGGGAGACCAUUGAUGACCGUCGACGAUUAUCGAUGUCGAGCUCAAAAACUGAUGUCAUCCGAAGGCUGGUCGUUUUACAACGAUGCUUCUGGUCGGAGAUCGACAUACAACGAUAGCAUGGAAGCCUUUGAUCGUUACGUGAUUCGUCCUCGUAUUCUCCGUGACGUCACACACCGUACAUUAUCUACCACCGUUCUGGGCCAGCCAAUCAGCAUGCCUAUCUGCGUAGCACCAACAUCAUACCACCGAUAUGCACACACCUCGGCAGAAGUAGAAACGGCUAAAGGUGCCGCGGAUGCUGACACCCUAUUCGUAAUGUCAUGCUAUGCGAAUGCAUCCAUCUCUGAUGUUUCUCGGGCAGCUCCGGGAGGAUUAAAAUGGAUGCAGCUGUAUCUCUUUAAAGAUCGACGGAUCUCUGAACACGUGGUCAAGGAGGCCGAGAAAGAAGGAUUCAAAGCUAUCGUACUCACAGUCGAUCUUCCCUUUACUGGAAACCGAGCGUUCAGUCAAAAACGGCCGUCUGGGAAAUAUUACCAAGACCCCACUUUCCGGCCAGAAAACCUAGCGAUAGACAUACCCGAGAUUCAUAAAGCUAUUCAGUCCGGUGAUGUGUGCAUACGACGUUUCCUUGAAGAGCAGGGAGAAUCACCGCAGACCUGGGAUGAUGUAAGGUGGCUGAAGUCUAUAACCAAACUUCCUAUCGUUUUGAAAGGUAUACUAACAGGUGAGGCUGCCAGGGAAGCUGCUGAUGCUGGAGUUUCUGGAAUCAUUGUAUCAGCCCACGGGGGGAGGCAAAUCGAUGGAAUAUCCUCUCCGAUAGACGCACUUACGGAAGUGGUAUCAGCAGUCAAAGGUCGUGGAGUCGAGGUUUACAUGGACGGAGGGGUUAUGUCAGGAACCGAUGUCCUCAAAGCACUAGGACUGGGAGCACGGGCUGUACUGAUUGGGAAACCAGUGCUUUGGGCACUCGCUUGUGAGGGUUCUUCUGGUGUGAAGAAUGUGCUAUCCAUCCUUGGUGCUGAAUUGGAUUCUGCCUUGGCCAUCUCAGGAUGUACCAGUCCAAAUGAGAUUCCGUCGAAUCUGAUUGGUCGGAAAUCUUUACUCUGAGCUUGCCAUGGUUUCAUUUGAAAUACAAUCUCUGAUUGGCCAGGAAAUCUUUACUCUGAGCUUGCCAUGAUUUCAUCUGAGACACAAUCUCUGAUUGGUCGGGAAAUCUUUACUCUGAGCUUGCCAUGAUUUCAUCUGAGACAAAAUCUCUGAUUGGUCAGGAAAUCUUUACUCUGAGGUUGCCAUGAUUUCAUCUGAGACAAAAUCUCUGAUUGGUCAGGAAAUCUUUACUCUGAGGUUGCCAUGAUUUCAUCUGAGACACAAUGUACUCUGGGCGGACCGUGACUUCAUAUGAGACCUGUUUAACCAACAUGUUCAAAUUAUAUCCAUACUAAUAAACAAAUAUUGAUCUUAAUAACAAGUCAUGUAAUCUUGUCAGAGGCUUAACCCAAUUCCAAAUGUUUUAAUAUCAAAUGUUUAUAACAGUUUAAAGGAAUACCGUGGUACAGUGCAUGUUUAAAGGAAAACGAAACCCAUGGAACAAUAUAGCUUGUAUGGAAGUAGAAAAUGAAAGAAUAAGAUCAACGAAGGUUUUAGUUGGACAAACAUUACGAUAGUUACAUUUGAAUGUCUGGAUCACUAAUGCUGUAGGUUUGCUGAAGGUUUCCAUGGCAACGACGAAGAAGAAGAGUGUACAGUGCAUAUUACAUGUAAGUCAGGUUCAAUAUUAUAUCCAACUGUGGCUAUUACAAGCGGCAACAACAGAGAUAUCUCAUAAUCUCAAUAUUAUCUCUUUAAUUUAUACUUCCAAACAAUAUUUUUUCAUUUUUUAUUUCAAAGGAAUAGAUAGUAAUACAAGUACUCUAAUUAUUCAUUUAUACCUGGAAUAUAGUAGCUUAGUCCAAAUGUACUUUACAAAUCAGGUUUCAGAAGGUCAAUGUUUUGUUCAAUAUUUGGAGUUAAAAGCAAGGAAGAUUGAGAAAUCUCACAUCUGCCAUUUCAGAUAUUUUUUAAAGUCAUGGUUCCAAGUAGUGUUGAUAUUACUCUUUCAGAGUCAGGGCUCAAAAUCUCAAUGUCAUAUUCUAUGCUCGGAAUCAGAAACAAAUAUAAUGGAGGAGUCUCAAAAUUACUUUUCAAGGCUUUCAUUGAAGUCAUGCCUUCAAGCAAUUUUCAAAGUUUUUCUUCAAAAUGCGAAUUCUUUAUAUUUUGAAAGGAUUGAGAGUAACAUUUUAUUAUAGAAAAUUUAUACUUAAAAAGGUAUGCUUGUGAAAUUACAACCAGAACAAUAUAUUUUUUUAAGUUGUACAUAAUUUUUGAAGUGAACAUUUUGACUCUAGGAAUAACCAUACACUUUUCUGUUCAUAACCAUGUUCUAGUAUUUACAAAUGGAAUACGUGUAUCCCCACAUUAUGUGAUGAAGUUUAGCAGUAGCCAUUUCCAAUGCACUGGUAUGCCUGCCUGGUUGUUGAACAUUAGCUACCGUGUUUACACUUAAUCGGCAUUUGAAUCGGCUCGCGGUUCUGAACCGCGAGCCGAUGCAGCAUCGACUUUUUCAUAGCGUGUAAACGCGAGUAACUUGCAUCGGCUCGCGGUUCAGAACCGGCAAUUUGCACCACCAAAGUAGUAGGUUCAGAACCGCGAGCCGAUGCAGAAUCGGCUUUUUUACUACGUGUAAACAGAAAGCCGAUUCUGCACCGGCAAUUUGUGCGCAUUUCAUUUACUUUACCAUUGUGACGUAAUUGUAAGCGCACUGAUCCAGCGUUGUCUUUAUUAUGACGUAUAUUGUUGGUGUGCGUAUCAUUUCAGGUUUUUGCAUCGGCUCGCGGUUCUGAACCACGAGCUGUAACAACGUGUAAACGCAAACCAAAAGCCGAUUCUGCAUCGGCUGUUGGUUCUGAACCAAAUGCCGAUUAAGUGUAAACACGGUAUUUGUUAUGCAUAGUCCAUGUGAAAUUGACAUUCUGAAAUAUUUGGAGCCGCGAAACAUCUGUGUUAACAUGCCUUGCUACCUUACUCAAUUCAAAAUGAAUCAAAUGAAUUAUCCAACCACUCUCUUUUAUAGAUUUUGUAUGGAUGUCUUCAUAAUGUUGUUGUCAUUUGUUGACUGUAGCUAUUUACGAGUGAUUCUAUGACUGUGAAAGUAUUAUCUUUUAACUGCCGUGGACUAGGAAAUGCUACGAAACGAAGAGACAUCCUUGCAUAUAUAAAAUCUAAAGGAGCACAGAUAUAUUGUUUACAAGAUACACAUUUUGUUCCUGAAAUAUGUCUUUCAGUGAAGAGGGAGUGGUUGAGUAAAUGUUAUUUUUCCUCUAACAAUUCUCGCUCGAGAGGAGUAGCUGUUAUGUUUGACAAAAAUUUUGUGGUAGAAGUUAAAAAGGAAAAAAUAGAUGAGAAAGGUAAUUUUAUUAUACUGAGCCUUUGUAUUAGAACGUUGCAAGUAACAUUAAUUUCAUUAUAUGGUCCAAAUGACGAUACUCCUGUUUUUUAUGAUGAACUAAAAAGAUAUACCAUUGAGUUUGAUGACCCGCACAUAAUAAUGUGUGGGGAUUGGUGAUAGAACUAAAAAAUGAUUUGGAUGUGGUAGAUGUUUGGCGUGAACAUAAUGUAGGGAUUCGAAGUUAUACAUGGAGACAGCCUACUCCAUUAAAACAGAGUAGGCUUGAUUAUUUUUUGGUUUCCUCAGAUCUCUUUUCUUUAAUCACAAAAACAGAACAUUUGUUUGGAUAUAAAUCUGAUCAUUCUAUAAUCAGCUUAGAAUUUGAAUUAGAUAAGUACCAAAAAUGUUUUACUUAUUGGAAAUUUAACAAUGUUUUGUUGAAGGAUGAGGAAUAUGUGGACGUUAUUAAAAGAAAGAUAAGAGAAGUAGUAUUACAAUAUGCAGACGAAGAAUCUUUUCAAGGUAAAGAAUAUGAUGAGAUGAGAAAGGAAGAUAUUUUGUUUUCUAUCAAUGAACAGUUGUUUUUUUAUACUCUUCUCAUGGAGUUGAGAAGUUCUACUAUUUUAUAUUCGGUGAGAAGAAAAAGAGAGAAUAAGGAGGAAAAAAACAAGAUUGAGAAGGAAAUUUUGAAAUUAGAAACCAAUAUGAUAUCAGAGGAAAGAACCUCAACUAUUGAAAAGAUACGUAUUUUGAAAGAACAAUUAGAAAACAUUAUUGAAAAUGAGCAGCAAAAUUCGAUUAAGUAUAAUAAAAUACAAGAAAUGCAAUUUGGAGAAAAGCCUUCAAAAUAUUUUUUGAAUUUAGAAAAACAGAGAUCAGUGGAAAAGACAAUUAUAAGAUUGAUCGAUAAAAACAACUGUUUAAUUGAUCAACAAGAAUAUAUUUUACAAGAAGUAUAUCUUUAUUUUAAGGAUUCGUAUACAUUUCAACCAGUAUCAGAGGCUGAAAGAUUGUUUGCUAUGAUUCCUUCGAAUAAAGUAAGGAUAUUUACACCACAAGAAAGUGCGGUUUUAGAAGGGGAUAUACGUUAUUCAGAAAUUCUUGAUGCAGUUAAACAGAUUAAAAUUGGUGAAGCGCCCGGUC